Messenger RNA from Lagopus muta (rock ptarmigan), 8316 nucleotides. RefSeq names its product choline dehydrogenase (gene CHDH). The record is from RefSeq and is a predicted model, not a curated record. Gene Ontology annotation, cellular component: mitochondrial inner membrane. Gene Ontology annotation, molecular function: flavin adenine dinucleotide binding; choline dehydrogenase activity. Lineage: Eukaryota; Metazoa; Chordata; Aves; Galliformes; Phasianidae. The transcript has 8 exons. Bases 155 to 1990 code for a protein of 611 amino acids.
CCCACACAGGCCGCUCCCCCUGCCGCUGGGUCGGGGCCGUGUGACGGGAUCCAGCUCCAAGUUUCACGGCGCCCGGCCCGCCUCCGCCUCAGGAACAGCGGCAAAACGCUGGAUUUUUUUUUUUAAGUCUGCAAGAGUAGUGUUAUUAGUUAAGAUGUCCUACUUAAUCAAUGGAGUUAAACAUUGCAGUCCUGUGAAUCAGAUCCACAAAAUAACAGGAGCUCUGUUUAAAGCGCACCUAUUAAGGAACACAUGGGGCAUCAAGGAGCAACAAUUAAAAAUCUCACGUGCAUUGUCUCAGCUUAGUUCUGAAAAGGCAAACUCUUAUAAUUAUGUCAUUGUUGGAGCUGGAUCAGCAGGGUGUGUGUUAGCCAACAGGCUGACUGAAGACCCUCACAGUACUGUACUGCUUUUGGAAGCAGGCCCUAAAGACACCCUUUUAGGUAGUAAAAGACUACUGUGGAAGAUUCAUAUGCCUGCUGCAUUAACUUAUAACCUCUGUGAUGAGAAAUAUAACUGGUAUUAUCACACAACUUCACAGAAGCAUAUGGAUAACAGAAUUAUGUACUGGCCCCGAGGAAGAGUGUGGGGUGGUUCCUCUUCUCUCAACGCAAUGGUAUAUAUUCGUGGGCACGCAGAAGAUUAUAAUCGAUGGAGCAGAGAAGGGGCUAUAGGAUGGGACUAUGAUCAUUGCUUGCCCUAUUUUAAGAAAGCGCAGACACACGAGCUGGGAUCAGAUCGGUAUCGAGGUGGAGAAGGACCUCUUUAUGUGUCAAGGGGAAAAACAAACCAUCCUCUUCAUCAAGCAUUCCUGGAUGCAACCCAGCAAGCUGGGUAUCCCUUCACAGAUGAUAUGAAUGGUUAUCAACAAGAAGGAUUUGGCUGGAUGGACAUGACUAUACACCAAGGUAAAAGAUGGAGCACAGCUAGUGCUUACCUUCACCCAGCUAUAUCUCGCCCCAAUUUAUCAGUUACUGAGAAGACGCUUGUAACAAAGAUCUUGUUUCAAGGAACAAAAUCCAUUGGUGUUGAGUAUGUGAAAAAUGGACAAAGGGAAAAGGCUUUUGCCAGUAAAGAAGUUAUUUUAAGUGGAGGUGCCAUAAAUUCUCCACAGCUACUUAUGUUGUCUGGGAUUGGCAAUGCAGACGAUUUAAAAGAACUGGGAAUCCCUGUUGUAUGCCACCUUCCUGGAGUAGGCCGGAACCUUCAAGAUCAUUUAGAAGUGUACGUCCAGCACAAGUGCACAAAACCUAUUACUCUAUACAGUGCACAAAAGCCAGUUAACAUGGUGAGGAUUGGUCUAGAAUGGCUUUGGAAGUAUACAGGUGAGGGAGCCACUGCCCACUUAGAAUCUGGUGGGUUUAUCCGAAGUCAGCCAGGAGUUCCUCACCCCGACAUUCAAUUCCACUUUCUCCCUUCUCAGGUGAUUGAUCACGGUCGGGUUGCUUCCACGAUGGAAGCUUACCAGGUCCAUGUAGGACCCAUGAGGAGUGCAAGUGUUGGCUGGCUAAAGCUGAAGAGUGCAGAUCCAAAGGACCAUCCUAUCAUUGAGCCUAACUACAUGUCGGAAGAAAGAGAUAUUUGGGAAUUCCGCCAGUGUGUCAAGUUGACCAGAGAGAUCUUUGCUCAGAAAGCUUUUGAAAAAUUUCGUGGACCUGAAAUUCAACCAGGAAACAACGUUCAGUCUGACAAAGAAAUAGAUGCCUUUAUAAGACAGAAGUCUGAUAGUGCUUAUCAUCCUUCUUGCACUUGUAAAAUGGGCCAGCCUUCAGAUAGCACCGCUGUAGUUGAUCCCCAAACAAAAGUAAUUGGUGUUGAAAAUUUGAGAGUAGUAGAUGCCUCAAUAAUGCCCAGUAUAGUCAGUGGGAACUUGAAUGCCCCUACUAUUAUGAUAGCAGAGAAAGCUGCAGAUAUAAUUAAGGGGCUCCCAUCACUUCAGGAGAAAAACGUUCCUGUAUAUAAGCCCAAGACCUUGGAGAAACAACGAUAAACACUGUUGUCAUCCUUUCACAUUUUUGCCACUUAGUUUUUCAUCUGUGUGUUUGUAUCUCAAUUGGAAGGGCCAACAAAAUAAAUACCGUAGAAAAAAUACACAUCACAGUAAAGCAGCUAUUAAUUUGGUCCAUUCUGUUAUACCAGAUUAGAUAUAUAUAUAUAUAUAUAUUUAAAUCAGUUGGUUUAAGCUGUUUAUUUUAGUUAGACAGGAAGAGAUCAGUGUGUGUUAUUUUGAAAGUCUUUAUGAUAUGUCUUAUUAUUUAAAGGAAGAAUUUUAACUGUUUUGAGAUUAUUACCCAAGAUUACAGCUACUCAGUAAUUCCCACAUUCUGCAAAGUAAAUGCAAGCAUUUAUGUACUUACAGGCCAAAGUAGUAGUAUCAGAAUUCACAGAAGAGACACUUAACAUGUCCAGAACUUAUAAGAUGUGUUUUUUAUGGGAAGAAUGCAUAAUUUACAAAUCUUUACUAGAAGUUGGACUUUACCAUACUUAGCACUCUGAACUUAGAAAAAAAGACAUAAAAUACAUUUAUCAAGAACUUUUUUUUUCUUCUAAUAAAUGCAGAAAUAGAACUGAUAUUUAUAAAAGCAUAUUGGAAAGCUGGAUUUUACCCUUGCUUUUUUUUUUAUUAUUUUUUUCAAGAAACAAUAGAAUUCAGUUUGCAAUUUAAGCUCAUUUAGUUGUGCUGCUUUAUCUUGUACCAUUGUAAGGGAUCCACAUGCCCAAUAAUUUCCAUAAAGUUACUGAUCUUUGCUCAAAGAUGAGUGCAUGCAAAUAUACUCAAUAGUGUGCCCAACUACCAAUCAAAAAUAAUUAAAAAUAUUUAUAGCUGAGGUAGCUUUAAAAUGGAAGUUCACUCAAAAUAACUACAUUAACCAAGAUAUCAGUGAUAUGAGUAGAGAUCUUUUUGAAUUCAAAGGCAAAUGACUUACUCAGUAAACCAAUGCUAUACUUCAGUUAGGGCUUAAAUCUUUGUUUACUAUCUUCAGAUAUGUCAAACAAAUGCAUGAUCUUCAUGGCUGUUUCAGUGUGUGUCUAACUUACUGGUGCUGAACUGAAAAACAAAGGAACAAAAAUAAUACACCUAAAGAAAAGGAAUUCAUUAACUGGAACCAAAACCAUUUAAUUUUAUGGAUUUGUUAAGUAGUCCAAGCUAACUUCAGACUAAAUAAUUGUUGAAUUAUAAAGCAAAUGCUUCUGUACCUUCAGAUUGCUCAGUAGUUCCCGUGAACAGAAUAUGCCUUUCUUUUUCCCCAGGAAAAGUGGAAUUUUACACCAUUUGAGCAAACUGAAAAAAAAAACAAAUUUCAAAAAAGCUGCUGACUCAGAUGUUGGCUAGAGGGACAACUGCAGAUGUUUAGGGCAGAUUUUUCUACCUAGUGCUGCUGCAAAGUAAUGGUUGGAAGCCCUGCUGCUAGCUGAGAGAAAGGACUUAAUUGAUCAGAGUAUCUGUAUAAAGAGUAAAUAAAAAAUUUGAAGAUGGAAGGGGAUAGAAGUGAACAUCACUCCCAAAGGAAACAGGUAAACCCUUUCUAUGUACGAUAUAUAUUUGCCUGGAAUGCGGGGAACAAUAAAGUCAGAGGUGAUUGACUGGCUGUAUUAGUAAGACAAUUCACCUGCCAUGACUGUGCCUUUAGGGAGAGCAUGAAUUAUGUAUAAUGUACCACUUUUAUAGUAACUAAUAGCUUCUAUUCAGCAGCUAUUCUUCUGAGAUCUUCAUUUAAAGAAACUCACUGUAUCUUAGUGUCAUUUAGGAUAAGAACUAUUAAGGAUGUUCAGAAUACCAGUGAUGAGACUCACCGCAGUCCUGUGCACUUGAGAGAGGAAGCAAUUUGGAAAGAUGUGACAGUGAAGUUCCUGCGUUUGCAGAUUCAAAACAUGGGUUUCCAAUCUAGACAUGCAGCAUGGGAAUUGUUAUUAUGCAACUGCAGAGGAUUAACUAGUUGCUAUAUUACAUAACUUAUUGCUUGAACACACAGAGCUGUCAUCUGCCAUUAUUUCAAGUUCUGAGAGAUUAGGAAAUGGUGAGGUUAGAUAAACAUAUAGAAUUGCAUGUGUCUUACAUUCACGUGUCUUGCUGCUUUUAACAAUCAAGGUACGCGUUGCUGCAUUGUGUAAUCAGACAAUCAGGCAUUUGUUCUGAAGCAUCAUCUUUUCUCACAGUUCUAAACAUACAGCCUUGCAAGGUAUUCUAAACAUUUGAAGAUUUUUUUCACUGCUGCGCAGCUGUAGCUGCCUUAUUAAUUUAGACCUCACCACUACAGAACUUCAUGUCUCCUUCAUGUAUUUCCUUUGAUGUAGUCCUAAGGAAAUUCUUCAGGUAUUUGAAAAUGUUGUCCUGGGAUAAUUUUCAGGUAGCAUCAAGCAGCCAUUAGAUUCUCCUGCACUCUGUGUGUCUGCUGGGAUUGAAUUUCUGUUGCAAUUGGAAUUUCUGUUGCAAUUGUUCUUACUCCUAGCAGAGUUCAGUCUGCUAAGGGUGCUUAGAACAGAUAAAAAUGUUCUAAUGUGCUCUGUGGAGCACUGGGAGCCUGCAAGUUAAAUAUCAGCCAUCUACACACCUUAUGAAUAUUGUGGAUCACAGGACAUUAUUUAACAAAAUAAUAUAGUGGUUAAGCAAAUAUUAUUUCCAUUUCUAUUCAGAUAUUUUUUCUAUAGAUAAGCAGAUGAUAGUACAUUAUGGCUUCAAAAAGAGUUCACUGUCAGAGUUUUUUGAUGUAAGAACUGGGAAAUUCCUAGACCUGCCAGCCUGGCUUCAACCAGCAAUGGUACUGAGUGCCAGCAGCAGCAUUUCCAUGGGAACAGCUUGCUGUGGGUGCUUUGGAGACAGCUGGAUGUCUCUGGCAGGGGGCAAUAAGAUUAAGAAAGAAAAGUGACCAAACUCCUUUCUUUCUGUACAUGAAUCUCAAUUCAAAUUACUUUAGUAUGAGAAGUGCUAUUAAAAGCAGCAGAAAAUAGCUGUAUUUGUAAAACUGCAUUUUGUUUCAUUUAAGGACACUCUAGAUUUUGUACACCAUUCCGGUGAUGUUCUGAUGUUUCUCCAGCUUAAAAUACUUUAAAAUAAUUUUCAAGUGUAUGAUUUCAAUUACUCUACAAAUAAGUAAGGCGACUGGGAAAGUAAAUAGUGGGGUUGUUGUAACAGACAUUUUCUGUAACAGAAACAUAUUGAAGUAUUUGUACAUCUUAUUAAAAUAAUAGUUACAUGACAUGGAUUGUUGGGAAAAAAAUAAAAGCAUUUGUGCAUCUUGUAACAGUUCAAAAGUUACUGCAGAUACAACACAAGCAUCUUAUUGCAGUGUUCUUUUAGUCUAUAUUUUUCUGUCAUCCAACCUCCGAACAAAGGAUAAUGUUCAAAUAUGAACAUAUUUUAUAUGUACAAUCUUUAAGUGAAUAUAACUUCUCUUAGUUGUAUUUAACUCCUUGCUAAUGGACAACCAUAAUGCUUUCUGUCACUGUGUUCACAUGUAAGCAAAUCUGGGAAAUCAUGAUAAAUGCAUUAAUUGUUGAGAUCACUUACAUUUCUUUUAAUGGAGUGAUGACUACAAUUCUGUGAUUCAUUCUAAGGCUGCCAGUUACCAUGUAAUCAUAUAUAUGUGGGCUAACCUUUUUUUCCUUACGCUUCUGUGAUAAAAUUGAACAGUUAUUCUAUGUAUAGUUAAACCAUUAAUACAGAACAUGGCUUGUAGCUGAAUUUCCUCCACUGUUCAUAAGGACUAUUUUCUCAUAAAAUAGUAUAUCUGCCCCAAAGAGUAUCCUUCUUAUCAGACCAUUUGAAACUGAGGACUAACUAUACUACUAGCAAGAAAAUACAGUGAACUCAGCAUAUCUUUUUCUGUCUGUUCAGACAUAUGCUUAAUUUAAAAAGUCUUGUUCCGUGCAAUCUGCUACAUUAGAUGUGCUAUGAGAAAAAUCUGUGCAAUUACUUGCGGGGUUUUUGUUUGUUUGUUUGUUUUUGUUUUAAAUGUUCCAUCUCCAGCUUCCUUAAAGGUGUUUUGCAGAAAUGAGGUGGAGCUGUGAAAACUUCUGACUGCUGUUUCUCUGAAAUAAGAUCUGAAGACUUUAUUUUGGUAUCGGAAACUUUGCUCCUGUAAGUUGAGAUGAGUAACAAAAUGACUACAGUGGGAAACCCACCCAAGUGACAGACAGGCACAACAGAUUUCACUUCGUAAGCAAUGUUAAGUCAGAUUUGCUUGAUUGUUUCCAUACAUUCACACCUCUGGGAGCAUUAAUCCCCUAGAAUGGAUUACAGCAGGAAUACAGCCCUUGUUCAUACAAAUACUCUAAUCACUUUUCUCCUUUCUGGUUAACAGCAAUUAUUCAUAAAGAGCUUGCACACUCUAACACUGUAGAUCUGUUAUCAAAUUCCAUGUGUUCCUUCCCAUUCUCCAAAUGGUACAAACAGAAUUUCACUUUUGGAGCUUCCUGGUGAAAAACUGUCAGUAAAAGGAGUCCCAAGUAUAAUAAAAUUAUUACACAGUUUUAUUUUGAAGAACAUUUUGCAUUUGUUUUAAUACAAAAUGAUUUAGGUCAAGAAAGAAUUUACAAACCUUUAAGUUCUUAUCCUGGUAUUUGAAAUAAGAAUGAUUCCAGAGGAAGUCUGUAUGCUAUUCAUAGGAAAUUGUCAUUAUGUACAAAAUGUUUAUUGACAUGUUUUAAACAUCACAUUUGUAAAAAUGUGAACUGGAUUGCUAUCUAGCAUAUGAAUUACAGGUAAAACCUGAUAAUGCAACUUGUUAGAACAAGUCAUUUUUAUCCAGUGCUAACAAAAUAGACAGUAGCUUUCAGUAUUUUUUGAUUUUCCUCCAAGGUUGUAUUAGCCUCAAAGUCAUUUCAGGGUUUUACUGCAUUAUGAACAAUAUCUCAGCCCUCUUUUGAUUGCAUAAAAAUAAAUCUUUGAAAUAAUACACAUAAAACAGAAAGGUAGAGGCAAUGAAGUAGUAUACUUUUUAUAUAAUUAUUAUUAUUAUUAUUUUUUUUUUUGGUUCUGUGAAGAAUCAUUUAGUCAUAUUUCUUCUUUUUCUGAGCAAAGUAAGCAAUACUUAGUAAAGCAUUUUCCUUUACCUAUGAAACAGUUUCUGCCCUAGAUGCUUUCUAUCACAGUAGGGUACAUAGGCAAUGUACUUUGUCAAGACAAACUGUCCCAUGAUUACUACCCUGGCAUGAACUUGCCAAUUUUUAAAUAAUAUUUCAGUAGCAUGGGAUUAAUACAAAAAUAAAAUUACAACUUACUUUUCAAUCAAAAUGUUAAAAUAAUUUCAAAUCUUUUACCUUUCCAAGUAUAAGACUGCAAAUGGUCAACUGUGCAUCCCUUACACAGAGAGAUUCAUUUGACACCAUAAUGUUAAAAAAAAAGUCUGUGUUGUCAAGUUCAAACUUGACACUUUAUCCCAAAAAGAUUUACAAUGAGAGGUGGCUCUAUUUAAAUAUUUAUGCUAUAGAUCUAUAUAUUCCAAGUAAAAAUACUCAUAUCUAGAAUUCUGUGGAGAGUUACAAUAAUUAGGGUCCAUAAAUAUUGCUGCAGUUCAAUUACGGUACAAUAAUUACAAAAUAUAGAACAUCUCUUUACAAAUACAAAUCAUUGUAUAUUACAAUUCAUUUACAAUAAUUUCUACUAUAUAAUUUUUAGCAAACUAUCUUAUCUAAUUCUACUUUAACCUGGUUGCAAGUGCAUUAGUAAGAAUGCAAUUAUUCCAGUAUAUUUUGCCCUUAAUGUGAUAGUCAUAAAACAGACUAUCUGAAUGAUAUUUUGCUAUGUAAACUGAUGUUACAUAUGACAGAAUAUUCUUUAUAUAACUUCUUUUUCCAAUGAUCUCUAACAGGUAGAGCAUGACAAACCAUGUUUUAGAAGAGCAUUAAGAAAAGAAAUUGGGAGGCAGGUUUGAAAACAGUAUUAGAAUAGAUAUGCAAUGGAUAGCUGAUAUGCUCUUGAGUACUGAGGUAAUGACAUUAUUGGUUGUCAUCACUCACCUCGUGUUGUGCUGGACUUACACAUUUUCACUGACAGAAUCCCGCUCUACUAUGAAGGACAGCAGCACAAAGUUGAAGGACAGGCAAGAUAUUACACCUCAGAAUCCCACUCUAGCCCUCAAAAAACUGAUUGUCAGAACCCGCUUCUUUCCAAAAUAACCUUAUUCCUACAGAGAAGCUGAAGAUUCUGUGGGAAGAGAUGAUGUGCUGCAGCUCUGAUCACAUUUCAGCAACCCGGAGAUAAUCUGUUUAUUAGUUAUGGCUUCCUUGAGGCGUGACGUCACUUGUACAAAACUUGAUCGGUUAACCCCAACUAGUGCCUAGCAUCUUUGAACUAUGAGGCACUUUUUCUGUUAU